CUUCCGUCCACAAUCCUGACGAUUGCAGUCUUACCGGAAGUGCAUGGGCUGCCGAUGUGGUGUGUAGCGAGUGUGGUUUCAGACACUCGCCCUUGUUUCUCAGGCUGGGUAUUUGCCGUGCACCAUGGCGCCCAAGGGUAAAGUGGGCACCAGAGGAAAGAAACAGAUAUUUGAAGAGAACAAAGAGACUCUGAAGUUCUACCUGCGGAUCAUACUGGGGGCAAAUGCCAUUUACUGCCUUGUAACCUUGGUUGUCUUCUACUCAUCUGCCUCAUUUUGGGCCUGGGUGGCCCUGGGUUUUAGUUUGGCUGUAUAUGGGGCCAGUUACCACUCUAUGAGCUCGAUGGCUCGGGCAGCCUUCUCUGAGGAUGGGUCCUUGAUGGAUGGUGGCAUGGACCUCAACAUGGAACAGGGCAUGGCAGAGCACCUUAAGGAUGUGAUCCUGCUGACAGCCAUUGUGCAGGUGCUCAGCUGCUUCUCCCUCUACAUCUGGUCCUUCUGGCUUCUGGCUCCAGGCCGGGCCCUUUACCUCCUGUGGGUGAAUGUGCUGGGUCCCUGGUUCACAGCAGAUAGUGGAACUCCAGCACCAGAACACAAUGAGAAGCGGCAGCGGCGACAGGAGCGGCGACAGAUGAAACGGUUAUAGCCAUGGAUAUUGUGGCCACAGUCUAUUGGGUGCUGGUUGGCUCUAUUAGGUUGCAUGGUCCCCAUGCCUGGAGCAAUGAGGGCAUGCCUGAGGUCUAGGAUUACCGAAUAAAUGGUUUAGGCUGUG
Jaculus jaculus (lesser Egyptian jerboa) is the source of this 772-nucleotide messenger RNA. It is a transcript of the gene Tmem208, whose product is annotated as transmembrane protein 208. Gene Ontology annotation, biological process: vacuolar protein processing. NCBI's taxonomy places the organism in Eukaryota, Metazoa, Chordata, Mammalia, Rodentia, Dipodidae. Gene Ontology annotation, cellular component: intracellular membrane-bounded organelle. The record is from RefSeq and is a predicted model, not a curated record. Bases 125 to 646 code for a protein of 173 amino acids. The transcript has 6 exons.